This is a messenger RNA of Sebastes umbrosus (honeycomb rockfish), 2085 nucleotides long. RefSeq lists its product as uncharacterized. The transcript has 7 exons. The record is from RefSeq and is a predicted model, not a curated record. Lineage: Eukaryota; Metazoa; Chordata; Actinopteri; Perciformes; Sebastidae. Gene Ontology annotation, molecular function: zinc ion binding; MHC class II protein binding; protein tyrosine kinase binding. Gene Ontology annotation, cellular component: external side of plasma membrane; membrane raft. The coding region runs from base 59 to 1054 and encodes 331 amino acids. Gene Ontology annotation, biological process: positive regulation of ERK1 and ERK2 cascade; T cell activation; interleukin-15-mediated signaling pathway.
ACAAUACACAUAUAUGACUUAUGUAACUUUAUUAUCUAUAUAUUAUUAACUAAGACUAAUGUGUUGUUGUCAACAUGGUGUGUUUAAGGAACUCUUGCUAACCAAAGAUAAAGAAAUAAUCGUCACACUAACAGACCUUUAUUUCUCUCUCGUCUUCUCAGGAGCAGCAACCGAACAGAGAUUCCUCUUCCUCGCUGUCAGAGAUGGAGAUGAAGCCCCUUUGCCUUGUAACAGUGUGAGAGAUGAUCAGAAUAACUGUGACAGAACUAGAUGGAUCUACACUGAUUCAAGAAGCAGAACAGCAGUAGUGCUGGUUAGAGAUGGACAGAUUGAUAAACAGGCUGAAGAUAAAUCAGACAGACUGAGUUUCACAGAGAACUGUUCUCUGGUUAUAAAGAAGCUCACAGAGAAGGAUGAUGGUCGUUAUGACUGCAGACAGAUCAGAUCAGGACAACGACUAAGUCCAGAUGCUGUGGUUUAUCUGUCUUUUGUUACCAUGACUGAACAGAAGAACUCUGAUGAGGUGACGUUAAACUGCUCUGUGUCGACAUAUGAUCAAUGUAGACACACAGUGAAGUGGCUGUUUCAGCGUCAAGAUGUGGAUGAAGAUGGCGGAGAUCUAAAGACAUCACAGUCUCUCUGCUCAGCCUCUGUGACCUUCAGGACGUCUCAUUACAUUCAAACAUCAAGCUAUCAGUCAUUGAAGUGUAAUGUGACUGAUCGUUUCACUGGAACACCUCAGCUGUUUCCCUUCAGACUCUCAGGUGAGGAGACAACACCAAGUGGAAACAACACAGCAGCAGAGAGAAUGAAAUGUUUUGGCUGUGGAAUGGAGGGUCACCUCAUCCGGACCUGUCCAAAGAAACAAAACGCUGGGACACAUAAUGCCUUGUGGUGGUUCAUCUUUGUGUCUGUGGCUUUAGCAGCACUCAUAAUGACUGUUGUGGCGGUCAACGUGUGGAGAAGAAUUAAAGAGAAGAAAACACAGACGGAUGAAAUCACUGUGCAUUAUGAUGCAGAUGAUGAUACAGUGAACUAUGAAAACAUCACAUGAUCCUGAUGGAGUUUGACCGACUCAUCGACUCCUCGUGUUUUACACACUUCAAGAUUUGAAAUAACAAAACAGAACUUUGAGAGACUUAAAGGGGACAUAUCCUGCUCACUUCCAGGUUUAUGCUUGUAUUCUGGGUUUCUACUAGAACAUGUUUACAUGCUUUAAUAAUCUAAAAACACAUUAUUACUCUCCUCCUGUCUGUGUGAAUAUACCUGUAUUCACCCUCUAUCUGAAACGCUCCAGUUUAGCUCCUGUCUCUUUAAGAAGCCCAGUCUGCUCUGAUUGGCUAGAGAGAUAAAUAUGGUUCACCUUUACGAAGGUAGUCCUCCAGCUAGUGGGCGGUAUAUUCUAAUGAGCCUGUAUGUGACAUAGGAAGGGGAGCCACAUCUGAUUGGCUCGUUGAAUCACAUGUUUUCUGAUCUAGACAGCCCACUAAAAACUGACUGGUCGUCUUAUUUCACAGUUUGUGGGUUUGGUAGACACUCCAGAUACCCAGAUGAGCACAAGCACUGAGAGAGUGAGCUUUAAUGAUAUGUCCCCUUUAAAGCUGUUUCUCACCAGUUGGAUGUGAAGAAGCGAUGCAGGAAUGACGACGAUGCACGCCGGGUCAAAUUAUCCGAGGUGCUGUGUUUAAUUUACUGUUUUAAAAAAACGUUAACGUUAGCUUCACAAUACAUCAACUAAUCAGAACCCCAGAUGUGAUGCUAAUGCUAGCUGUUUGUGGCUAGCCCCGUUCUGUGAUCAACAUAUAACGUUAGCGAGUUCAUAUCAGCUCCAUCAGCAUCUCCAUGGUAACCCAGCUGCUGGGCCACCUCAGGCCACAUUUUGUCUCUUAUUUGGUUGUUGAGGUCGUCGUCGCCGUGUUUCUACAGGACAGUGUUGGGUGUUGAGAAACCAAAAGGUAGCAGCAAGCUACCUGGAGCUAUACCUGGAGGUAUGACAUCACUUGGAACAAAGGAUUUCAUUGGUCAAACAGAUAUUCCUGCAGGUGGAAAUCAGCUGAAAUUGAGGUCCGUCUGAAUAUUUUUUCC